UUAUAUCGUGGUGUGAAAAUCGUUAGAGCUGAUGUGGUCAAACGGACACAUCACAUCUAUUAGUGACAAUAACAAGUAUGUUGUUUGUAUCCAAAAUCACCCUAGAAACCCAAUACGAAUCCUUAACACCACAUAUCCUCACAUCAUUCAGUUUUUAUCGCUAUCAAAACACUCUGGAAUUUUAAAAAGCUCCUGCCGUUGAUAUGAUAAUGAGGAGCGAUGUCUGAAUCGGAGGAGGACGUUUCGGAUAAAAAUGUAAAGAUUGUUGUGCUUGGCGAUCCGAAUGUAGGAAAAACAAGCAUAGUAAGAAGAUUCUGCUAUGACGAAUUUACUAGAUACUACGUUCAAACCAUGGGUGCAGAUUUUUAUAUAAAACGAAUGGAUCUGUCCAAGAAAAAGGAAAUUACAAUACGAAUAUCAGACAUUGGAGGAAUUCAACUCAAUGAAAAUAUGCUAAGAAACUACCUCUUCAAUUCAAACAUAAUCAUUAUCGUAUACGACAUAACGAACUCUCAAAGUUUUGACAGCGUUCUAGUAUGGUUAAACGAAGUAAGGAAAGUCGUUGAGAACUCAAAGCAAAUAGCACUUUUCGGAAAUAAAACGGACUUAGAGCACAAAAGAACGAUUAGAUCAGACAAAACACAAAAGUUUGUCAUUGAAUCUCGAUUAUUGAGUUUUCUAGUAUCGGCCAAAACGGGAGAAAAUGUAAACGCAUCUCUGACAAAUCUGAUCGCCAAACAUUUUGGAAUACACCUAACUCGGAUAGAACGAGAAAGACAAGCGCCUAUCGUACAGGCCGAAUUGAGUUCGCACAUUGAAAAGGCAAUCGGCAGUGCGAAGAUUGCCCGCUACAAUCAUCAAAAUGAUGUGUCAAGUUCAGCGUGUUCUUUACAAUGACUUAAUUGAAAAGUUGUGUGUGGUUUGUUAAAUGUGUGUUUUUUAAAGAAAUUAUUUUAAAUAAAGAAUAUUUUCUGA
Molecule: messenger RNA, 975 nt
Organism: Diabrotica virgifera virgifera (western corn rootworm)
Lineage: Eukaryota; Metazoa; Arthropoda; Insecta; Coleoptera; Chrysomelidae
Product: ras-related protein Rab-28-like
Exons: 6
Coding region: 220-897 (225 amino acids)
Cellular component (GO): endosome; Golgi apparatus
Molecular function (GO): GTPase activity; GTP binding
Source: RefSeq, a predicted model, not a curated record